Molecule: messenger RNA, 2133 nt
Organism: Trichosporon asahii var. asahii CBS 2479
Lineage: Eukaryota; Fungi; Basidiomycota; Tremellomycetes; Trichosporonales; Trichosporonaceae
Exons: 6
Coding region: 1-2133 (710 amino acids)
Biological process (GO): regulation of DNA-templated transcription
Cellular component (GO): nucleus
Molecular function (GO): transcription cis-regulatory region binding; DNA-binding transcription factor activity, RNA polymerase II-specific; zinc ion binding
Source: RefSeq, a predicted model, not a curated record
AUGGACGCCCUCAUAGUUGCGGCUACCGGCUCACCAGCCGUCUCCUCCAAACAAGGCUCUCCCACACCCGAGAAGCCUCGUCUUCGAGUCGUCGAACGUGGCUCUCAAGCAUGCAACGAGUGCCGAAGGCAUAAGAUCCGUUGCCACCCUGCUCCUGAUGACCCCGAACACAUCAAGCCGUGCGCGCGCUGCGUGCGCAUGUCCCUCGAGUGCGUUUUCAAGAAGCACAAUCGCGGCAGGAAGAGGAAGAACCCCCCUCCCGAUGACGGCGGCGUCGCAACGCCGAUCGCCCAGAAGCAGCCACACCUCGACGGUCCCCGAUCUGGUGCUACACCUUCUUCCCAGUCCUACUGGGGUCGAGGCAGCCCCGACCGCUCUCUUUUCCCGGGUGUUUCCAAGUAUCCGUUCGUCGCCGGCGACUCGGCUCAGGAUGCCGACGGACCUCGGGGACCUCCCCCGAUGGCGCAGAUCUCUCUGCAGAACAUGGUCCGUGGCCGCCCUUGGGACGAGGAGCACGAGGGCGAGUACUACUCUGGCACCGAUGAGGAGUACGUUCGUGAACGCGUCACCGAACGUCCGCUGCACUCGGUCGUCGGCGGUGCCGCUGGUGGCGACGCCAUCACUCUCGGUUAUGUGACUCUGGAAGAGGCACGCGAACUGUUCCAGCUCUUCCUCAAGCACUUCAACCCUGCCAUGGCCAUCAUCGACCCGGUGCAGUGCAACCACGACUUUGUCAGACAGAACUGCCCGUUCACCUACCAUGUGAUCUUGACUAUUGCAUCCAGGUACAUGAACCUCCUCCCGGGAUCAACUGCGGCGGCUGUUCCCCCAUCGGCCAAUUCGGUCCACCAGCAGAUUCUUGUUCUCGCCCGCGAUCAGCUCAUGUGGGCUUUCGCCGAGGCCAUCAGCAACGUUGACGUUGUGCAAGCCGUCAUGGCCCUUUGUCUCUGGAAGGAGCCUGACGAUGAUAAGGCUGCAUUCUACUUCAGCCGUGUCGUUGUGCUUGCCAAGGAGCUCGACCUCGGAAGCGAGCCUCCCAUACAUCAGGUCGCGCGCAUGACCGACUCGGAGAGGAGGGAGCUGCGUCACAGGCAGCGGCUAUGUUCCAUCUUCCACAUGCAGUUCCGGCAGCCGAUGCUGAUCACUCAGCUGGACCCUCUGGUAUCGACGUGCCAGUUCUGGCUGAAGCACACGGCGCCCGAGUAUGCUCUCAUGGACACGUUCAGCGCGUUUAGCGCGGACUUGCGCCGCCGCUACCUGUCGUACAAGGAGCUGCUGAACGACCCGUACCCGAGCCCUCUCACGCUCUCUGUGCUCACGAAGACGAUCAACACUGAGUGGGAGCACACGAGCGAGGCCUGGAUUCGCGAGAUCAUUGAUGCUGGCGGCUCGCCGAGCUAUGUGCACAAGCCUCGGGUCUGGUACGCUGCGCUCGCGCUCAACUUGAACCUUCAGAUCUUGAACAAGACGCUGCGGAUCCCGCCGCACGAGCGCAUCGCGCCUCCCCCGCCGACGGCAGCUGGUGCGCCGACGAGCGUCGCGCAGCUCCGCUGCAUUCCGGCGUUCCACGCGAGUCUGAACAACGCCUCGACUGUCCUCAUGCGCGUACACGACCUGGACAAGUCGCAGAUCACAUUUGCGUCCGACACCUUCCUCCACUUCUCGCUGUACGCCGCCACGUUCCUGUGGUCUCUCUGCCGCCGCCCGCAGCUGUACGACUUUGAGGACGUCGAGGUCGAGUACAUCCGCGACCUGAUCUUAAAGGUCGCCACGGCCUUUGAGGCGGCGUCUCCUUACCCCGGCUCCUCCCCAGCCCUGCACGCCAAGUACCUGCGCCGCCUCUGCCGCCCGCGGCGGCAGUACGAGUCGAGUGAGGGGACGAGCGACGACCUUCCCCCGCCCGUGAAUAGGGAGGAGCUCGAGUUUGUUGGCGAUUUUGGCUGGGUCGGCGUCGACCUGCCAUGGUCCUCGAUUGACCCCGCUUUACAGGGCGUGACGGCCGAGCAGCCGCACCAGCCGCACCCCGAGGAGCUGGAACGCGACCGCGAGCGUGAGCGCGCCGAGCGCGAACUGCGCGAACGCGAGCGCGCCAUCCUCGAGGAGGAGCCGUAUGUCAACGGACGCGGGGCUUAG